AUGGAAACCAUAUUCGAAUCUACAGAACCUGAGACCCCUGUCGUAAGCGACCGAAGGGAAAAGCUACUGAAACUGGUUGACGCAGGUGAAAUUAAAUACACUGCAAAAUACAUCAAAAAAGCAUCCGAAAAAACGCUGGAAAAUAUAUACAAAGACUACGAAAGGCAGCAGCUGGAGAACACAAACAACCAACUAGCUGACGUCAUCAUCACCAAGUUUUCCGAACUUAUGGAGGCGUUGGAAGCUGUCGAAGAUGCUGAAGGAAUGAAAAAAGAACUCGAGGAAAACAGUCUGCUCAGAAAAGAUUUAAAAAACCUCGUCAGUUAUGACAGUUAUGUAACACCGUACAUACCACUCAUUGGAAUACUAAGUGGUGGAAUCACCGUUGGAAAACACGUGAUCAGUACAAAGGUAAGCUGUCCGGAAAAGGAGGAAUGA
Messenger RNA from Paramuricea clavata, 438 nucleotides. The record is from the annotation of a GenBank genome assembly. NCBI's taxonomy places the organism in Eukaryota, Metazoa, Cnidaria, Anthozoa, Malacalcyonacea, Plexauridae.